CCGGCGCGGCGGUCAGCUGAGCGGCGCUGGGCGGGGUCGUGAGGCCGCAAGUCCGCCGGAGGCUCCCCGAGCCCGCGCAGCUGCCCCCGGCCGGUCCCCUGGUCAGUGUCUGCAUCCGGGUCCGGAGCCCUCCCCCAGCGGGCACGAUGCGGAGGAAGCAGUGACCCCGAGAGAGGCCGGAGCGCGGGCGCGGGGUCCUGCUGCCAUGUCCCACCAACCGCUUAGCUGCCUGACUGAAAAGGGGGACAGCCCCAGUGAAACCACAGGAAAUGGACCCCCCAACCUGGCUCACCCAAACCUGGACACAUUCACUCCAGAGGAGCUGCUGCAGCAGAUGAAGGAGCUCUUGAUUGAGAACCAUCAGCUCAAAGAAGCCAUGAAGCUAAAUAAUCAGGCGAUGAAAGGGCGAUUUGAAGAGCUUUCAGCCUGGACAGAGAAACAGAAGGAAGAACGCCUUUUUUUUGAGAUACAGAGCAAAGAAGCCAAGGAGCGCCUCAUGGCUUUGAGUCAUGAAAAUGAAAAAUUGAAGGAAGAACUUGAAAAACUAAAAGGGAAAACAGAAAAGUCCCUUGAGUUCCAGGACCCCACUGGGGACCCCAAAGUCCCCAGGGCAGAAGCAGACCAGGAACUGGAACAGCUGAAGACCCAGGUGGCCUAUCUCCAAGCUGAAAAGGCAGAUCUGCUGGGGAUUGUGUCAGAACUCCAGCUCAAGCUGAACUCAGGCGGCCCCUCUGAAGACUCCUUUGUUGAAAUCAGGAUAGCUGAAGGAGAAGCAGAUGUGGCGGUGAGAGAAAUCAGGACGAGUCCUGGGCCCGCAAGAAUUGAUUCCAUUGGCACGAACAAAUCUACAGAAAGCUCCAGGAAUUAUUUGGAAUUUGAGAAAUUAACUGUGAGCCAGCUCCUUCUUUGUCUAAGGGAAGAAAGCCAGAAGGCAGAGAAGCUUGAAACUGCACUCAAGGAAGCCAACGAAAGAGUUUCCUGUUUUGAAAAGAAAGCCCGUGAUCAUUCUGAGGUUGAGACCCAGACGGAGGGUAGCACAGAAAAGGAGAAAGAAGAGGAGAAAGGCCCAGAAACUGUUGGAAGUGAAGUGGAGACGUUGAACCUUCAGGUGACAACUCUAUUUAAGGAGCUUCAAGAGGCUCAUACAAAACUCAGUGAAGCUGAGCUGAUGAAGAAGAGACUUCAAGAGAAAUGUCAGGCUCUUGAAAGGAAAAAUUCUGCAGCCCCAUCAGAGCUGAAUGAAAAGCAAGAGCUUGUUUAUAACAACAAAAAGUUGGAGCUACAAGUGGAAAGCAUGCGAUCAGAAAUCAAAAUGGAGCAAGCUAAAAGCGAAGAGGAAAAGUCCAAGUUAGCCACUCUCCAGUUGACACAUAACAAGCUUCUUCAAGAAUACAAUAAUUCAUUGAAAACACUCGAGGAACUGAAAAGGAAAGAGUCAGAAAAAGUAGAUAAGGUGGUAGUGCAAGAACUAAGUGAAAAGCUGGAACUGGCAGAGAAGGCCCUGGCUUCCAAGCAGCUUCAGAUGGAUGAGAUGAAGCAGACCAUCGCCAAGCAGGAGGAGGACCUGGAAACCAUGACUGUUCUUCGGGCUCAGAUGGAGGUUUACUGUUCGGACUUUCAUGCUGAAAGAGCAGCAAGAGAGAAGAUACAUGAAGAAAAGGAGCAACUGGCCCUGCAGCUGGCAAUCCUGCUGAAAGAGAAUAAUGCUUUUGAAGAUGGAGGCAGCAGGCAGUCCUUGAUGGAGAUGCAGAGCCGUCAUGGGGCGAGAACCAGUGACCCCGACCAGCAGGCCUGCCUCGUUCAGAGAGGAGCUGAGGACAGAAACUGGCGGCAGCAGCAACAGCGGAAUAUUCCAAUUCAUUCCUGCCCCAAAUGUGGAGAAGUUCUGCCCGACAUAGACACACUCCAGAUCCAUGUUAUGGACUGCAUCAUUUAAGUGUUCACAUCUCACUUCCCCCCAAACUGUUGUCUCUUCGGAGGCCUUGCUGCCAUGUUACCAGGUAAUGACACUUCAUUGGAAUGUCAGCCUCUCUUCUGGACCCCGCCGCUCUCCUGUGUUCUUAAAGUGUGGCUAAAUGGGAGCAAUAGAGAGAUGAGAACUGGGAAGAAAUAGGAAUGAACAAUGAAAAUUUAACAACUAAAUAAGAUUAUUAUAAUAAGUCUUCAAGUGUUGUAUUUUAAAAUGAUUUUGAUCUAGCCUGGCAUGUAAGGAGUUUGAAAGUCAUCACUCCCAUCCUCCUAACAAGGAAAAGGCCGAACAGACUCAAAGUCGUCAACUCUUUUUAAAUCCCUCAGAGAACUGAAGUCACAAAGCAAACCGCUGCCCACAAACUGGAGACAGACAGGUACAGAGAGUCGCAGAUUACCAGAUCAGGGUCUCAGGAGUAGAAACCACAGUAGGAGCCAAUACCAGAGUAGGAGAACUUAAACUAUAAUUGAAGAUUUGCCAAAGGCUCAGUGUGGACAAACCUGAGAAUUAAAAACUCUAAUAGGAGCCCAUUCUUAAGAGGACCCCACACUUGUGUGAAUUUUACCUCCAGGAGCCCUAGAAGAACCUCACCGUGAAGAUUUCUAAAAAUUCUCCCAUACUUUUAGCAGGGGGAGGGGAAAGUGGCCAUUUUGAAAUACACUGACACACUCUGUUCUUCCUAGGAAUGCCAUCCCUCAAGGGAAAUUGUUUUACCAGACCCUAAACUGCUGGAUGAUUAUCAGAGCCUGACUGACCAGGGGGAAAGCAAAUACCCAACUCCAGCCCCCCCCCCCCCCGCCCAGCUUUACUCCUCUCACCUGAGGAGGAGAAAAAAGUGUGAGAAGGUCACAGCACAGAGGGAGAAGCUCAGUAAAAGACCAAGACCUUAUCAUAGGACGUGGAACUCUUCUCCCCCACACCUACCUUACCAGCACAUCAACAAGGUGCCCAUAUAAUAAUGGGCUUACAAUUGGAAGAAAUGCUCAUCUUUGGGUUUAUUAAGGAAGAGGUAUAUAGGGAAUCCCAAAGACAACAAAGGGAGACAAAACAAGGACACCAGAGGAGAUUUUAGCCUGUGACACCCACAGCUGCAGCAGACAGUAAACAUAGUCCAGCUCGUAGCCAGGUAAACAUAAAGCCUCACACUAUUUACCUCAGUUCCUUUUACCCACUACAUCAUUUCCAUUUUUCAACAAGAAAUUAUACUGCAUAUUAAAAAAAAAAAGCACAGUUUGAAAAGAUAGAGCAAGCAUCAGAUGUGAUGAAUAUAAGACUGGAAAUUUAAAACAACUAUGGUUAGUAUCCUAAGGGCUAUAAUGGGAAAAGUGACAACAUGCAGGAAAUGGGGGGUAAUAUAAGCAGACAGAUGGAAACGCUAAGAAAAAAAUCAAAAGGAAGUACUAGAAAUCAGAGACAGUGUAACAGAAAUGAAGAAUGCCUUUCAUGGGCUCAUGAAAAGACUGAA
Molecule: messenger RNA, 3434 nt
Organism: Callorhinus ursinus (northern fur seal)
Lineage: Eukaryota; Metazoa; Chordata; Mammalia; Carnivora; Otariidae
Gene: OPTN
Product: optineurin
Biological process (GO): regulation of canonical NF-kappaB signal transduction; Golgi ribbon formation; protein localization to Golgi apparatus
Cellular component (GO): cytoplasm; Golgi apparatus; nucleus
Molecular function (GO): K63-linked polyubiquitin modification-dependent protein binding
Source: RefSeq, a predicted model, not a curated record